Trichomonas vaginalis G3 is the source of this 1674-nucleotide messenger RNA. RefSeq lists its product as uncharacterized. Lineage: Eukaryota; Parabasalia; Trichomonadida; Trichomonadidae. The record is from RefSeq and is a predicted model, not a curated record. The transcript has a single exon. The coding region runs from base 1 to 1674 and encodes 557 amino acids.
AUGUGGGAAGAUGAAGAUAAUUCUCCCCCACCUCCUCAAAUUCAGAAAAGCAGAAGAGGUCAAUCUCAAAAUCCGAGGUUUAAAAGAUCCAGAAAUCUUCAAAAAGCUGAAAAUAAAUUCCCUGAAAACGAUGUUAAGCGUACAAAUGAAAUAUAUGAUGACCCUCAAUAUCUAGUAGAACAAAAAGCUCAAGUUCUUGCUGAAAUUUAUCAAAUUGAACAAGAAAUCGAGCCAUUACAAAAGAAACUUGAUCAAUUACAACAAUCACAUCGAGAAAAGAUAGCAGACAGUGUUAAAUUCCGUCGUCGUUUUGAAAACGAUUCUAAAGCUAUUGAUGCAGAAGAAAACAGAUUUCACAAAUCUGAAGAACUUUCUGAGCUUCAAAGUCAAUUUAAAGAAAUAGAUAAUCAGUACACAUUCUUAGCAUCAUAUUUCACACCGGAAAAUGAUAAGAAAUUCAAGGCUGAGCUUGUUAUGCAACGACAAGUUUUUGGAUUGCUUAAAAAAGAAAUCAAUGAUGCAAAUAUCAAGCUAAAUAACAUAUACAAGCAGAUAACAGACCCUCGCCUUACCGAAAAUGUUGAAAAAGCCAUGAAAAUGACCGAAGAACAGAAAAAUUUGGAGAAAAAACUCAAAAAAUUACAGAAGAAACAAAAGGAAAUACUCGAUGAGCGCAAGAAGCAAAAGAAGCCAAAGAAAUCUAUCGAAGAUCUUCAAAAAGAACUUGCAAGAGAGGAACAAAGACUAAAUACAGCUGUAAUCUCAAGAAAAAGGUUACAAGCGGAACUUGAUUAUUAUAAACCUAAGCCUGUACAGACUAUUAAUCAAAAUGAACCAUAUACAACCGAAGCAACCAAAGCAAUUCCAGAAAAUAAUUCCGAUUUCGAUGAAGAAGAGGUUAUUGCAGAGAAGGAAUUCGAUAACAUUGAAGAAGAGGAUGAUUUUGAAUCAGAAACAAAUAAGAAAGAAAAAUCCAAAGAAUCUGAAAAAGAAUUUGACUCAGAUAGUGAAAAAUCAGAUCAUAAAUCAGAAGGAAAGGAUGAUUUUUCAUCAGAUUCGAGCAAAGAUGAAAAGAAGAAUGAUUCUGAUGGUGAAUUUGAUUCUGAUAAAAAAGAAUCUAAAAAGAGUAAGUCAGAUGAUGAACAUUUAUCAUCCUCAAGUCAUAGAUCCGAUAAAUCUGUUUCUAAAUCCCAAGAAAAUGAAUCUGAGAAAAAUAAUACCGAAAAAGACGAAUUCUCUUCUGAUUCAAGUAAAGAAGAUAAAGAUGAAGCAAAGAAUACUUCAUCUGAAUUUGAUUCCGAUCAAAAAGAAAAGAAUGAUUCAUUUGAUUCGUCAAACGAAGGAAAACAAGACAAUCACAAUGAAGAAUUUUCAUCAAACGAAGUUAAGAAAGAAGAAAUUCAUGAUAAAACUGAAGAAUCUUUUGAGAAUUUUUCAAGUCAUGAGAAUAAAGAAGAUUCUGAUCAUAAUAGCAAUAAAUAUGCUGAAAAUGAUGAUUUCGAAUCAGAUCCUCCAGAUACAAAGCCAAAAGAAUCAAAACAAGAAGAAGAUAACCAAAAAAAUGAAAAUUUUGAGAAGGAUGAAUCAAAAAAUAGCCUAUCAUUUAAGCAAAACAUUGAAGGACUUCUUGAUGAUCUCAACCCUGACAACGAUUCAUUUGAUUCCGAAAAUUGA